CAAAUUCAAUUUCAAUUCUCAAAGUUUUCUCUUUUUUUAGUCUCAUCUUCUCUCUUCCACUUACUCUCUCUCCCUGUCCUUUCUCCUUUUUUUUGGGUCGCUAAAAGAGAACUCUUUGCUCUCUAAAUCUUGAAAAUGGAUUCUGUGUUCAAACUCUUCUUCCUCUUUCUAUUCAGUUUGUUCAUAUUUGGAGAAAUCAAUGGAGUGGUGGAGGCAUCGAAUCAAAAUCAUCACUUGUAUGCAUUCAGACCAACAAAGCUGUUUGUGUUCGGAGAUUCUUAUGCCGAUACCGGAAACAUCAAGAAGUCUUUCUCUAGUUCUUGGAAAUUCCCUUACGGUAUCACUUUCCCCGGAAAACCCGCCGGUCGUUUCUCCGACGGCCGCGUCGCCACCGAUUUUCUAGCAAAAUUUGUGGGGAUAAAGUCACCAAUCCCAUACUUCUGGAAAGACUACGCGGGAAAGAAACGUUUACAGUACGGUAUGAACUUCGCGUACGGAGGAACCGGAGUGUUCAACACUCAGAAUCCAUUGCCAAACAUGACCACUCAGAUCGAUAUCUUCCAGAACAUCCUCACCGCCGGCGAUGUCUACUAUCCUUUCGAGCUUACUUCCUCCGUUGCUCUCGUCAGUGUCGCCGGCAACGACUACUCCAAUUUCAUCGCCCUAAACCGCCCUGCCUCUGAGUUCCCAGGAUUCAUAAAGAAAGUUGUGGAUCAAACAGAGGUGAAUUUGAGGCGAAUCCACGCUUUGGGAGUGAAAAAGAUAGCAGUACCAUCGCUUCAACCGCUUGGCUGUCUCCCUCCCUCCACCGUCGCAUCCUCGUUCCAGCGUUGUAACGAGACACAAAACGCUUUGGUCAACCUCCACAACAACUUGUUACAACAAGCUGUGGCAAAGCUUAAUAACGAGACCAAGCAGUCGACUUUUAUUAUUCUUGAUCUCUACAAUGCUUUCUUGACUGUGUUCAAGAACAAAGGAGCUAAUCCAGGGAGUACGAAGUUUCAGAGUCCGUUGAAGCCGUGUUGCGUAGGUGUGAGCCGGGAGUAUAACUGUGGAAGUGUAGAUGAGAAGGGAGUGAAGAAGUACAUGGUAUGUGAUGAUCCUAAAUCUGCUUUCUUUUGGGAUGGACUUCACCCUACUGAAGAAGGAUGGAGAUCGGUUUACUCGGUUUUACGCGAAAGUCUUACUGCGUCUUUGAUUAAAGCGUGAUAAACAAACCAAACAUACUCACUUUUUUUCUCAGGUUUCUUCUUAUGGAGCUCUGUUUCUGUUUCUCAGUAUCUCUUCAUUCAUUUUGUGUGUUGUGUGUGUUAAAAGAUUGUGUGACUAAUAAAAUCUCUAAACUUGUUCAAUUCUACUA
Capsella rubella is the source of this 1360-nucleotide messenger RNA. Its product is annotated as GDSL esterase/lipase At5g03610. Lineage: Eukaryota; Viridiplantae; Streptophyta; Magnoliopsida; Brassicales; Brassicaceae. The coding region runs from base 136 to 1209 and encodes 357 amino acids. The transcript has 5 exons. The record is from RefSeq and is a predicted model, not a curated record. Gene Ontology annotation, molecular function: hydrolase activity, acting on ester bonds.